This is a messenger RNA of Esox lucius (northern pike), 2187 nucleotides long. RefSeq lists its product as uncharacterized. Bases 225 to 1193 code for a protein of 322 amino acids. NCBI's taxonomy places the organism in Eukaryota, Metazoa, Chordata, Actinopteri, Esociformes, Esocidae. The transcript has 6 exons. The record is from RefSeq and is a predicted model, not a curated record.
AAUAAUAUUUUCCAAAAUACAACUUUCAACUAAUAAUAUUGGAUGUGUCAAAAACAUUAUUAACUUCAGAAAACAUUUUUGUCAAAGGGAACACUUAUCUACACUUCCAAGAAGAAGAAGAAGGAGAAAUAAAAAUACCAUUCCAGUGUGAACAGGGACUUUGGCAAAUUGACAUAAAAAACGACAACAUAGUGGAUUAUAACUGCAGUUUUACCAAGGAAAAUAUGUGGAAAGAAUGUGAACAUAAGGACUUUAAGUUGGUUAAAUACACAGAAGAACAUGGAUUUCUGUUGAAAACAAACAGCAGCGCAAUCUUGGAAUGUGUUCACAAUCUCACUUCAACAUUUAUAUUUCCCUUUAUUUUGUCAAGAGACCAGGUGGAUUCCUUUAUCGUGGCAUUAAUUAAACCAGAGAUGGUGAGUGGUGGGCCUGAUGUGGAAACAAAAAACAUUGUCACCAAGCGCCAAGAAGAAACAGUUGACCUUAUAUGUAAUUUCAAAUUAAAUGAUACAUUUUCUAAAGGUCACAUUUCUGUGUAUUGGAUUAAGAUCACAAAUGAAAGAAGUACAUGUAUUUAUUCUUUUUAUUUGGGCGAUUAUGGAGAACAAGAAUAUUACCGUCACUGUCCAGUUGAUGAAUCCCUGCAUAAAAGAAUGUCAAAUAUUUCAACUGCAAACAAAGAAAAUCACAGUCUUAAAAUCAACCAAGUGACACAUUCAGACAGUGGACAGUAUGUGUGUGCCUUAUAUGUACAGGAAAAUGAGAACAAAUGGUAUGGAAAAGUGAUCUCUAAUAUCACGGUCACUGUAAAAGACAACAGCACCUCCACAAACCAGUCACAUGAUAAGAAUAACCUCAUCAUACUGUAUGUAGUGGGAGCUCUAUUGCUCUUCUGCUUCUUUGCUACUGUCAUUGUCAUGAAGAAAAAGAUCAAGAAUUCCCAAGCAAAACAUAAAACCCUGGGGAUGAACAGAAACCAAGAUGGAGAGGAGACACUUGACUGUUCCCCAUAUGCUGUGGGAACAGGAGACCAGGGGCCCUACUCUCUUGUGAAACAUCCUGAAGUCAGAGAUCCUGUAACGGUCCAAAACAGGCCUGAUGAAUAUGCUCCUGCUGACUCCUAUGAUGUAAUCAUGUUUAAUCCUGAGUAUGAGGCCAUUGACUCCGGGAGACGUCAGACAUCAUCCACCUGACCACACCAGGACUGGAAAUAAAGCAUGGGUUACUAGAAAAACAUUAGAUUUAGUUACUAAUAUUAUGUACAUAAAGACACAUGAAGAUAAUGUGAUUUUCAUUAUUUUUCACCUUCAUGUUGUGUUUAUUCAUAUUGUGUUCAUACUUCAUAUUGACUGAAAUUCACACUAUAUAUUUUUAUCUGUUUUCUCUCUUUUAUUUUUUCAUCUGUUAAAGUGAAUUGAAAUACCUGUUGUAGGAAAUGUGCUAGAUAAAUAGUUUGAUUGGAUUUUGAGUAAGGUUGGGGUAGGAUCACCCGGAGUAUCUUUUGGAUUGGGGUGGUGGGAUAAUAUAUUGUUAAAAAAUUACAAAUUACAAUAAAAUAUUUUUCAUCACUUCAUAGAAAAAUACAAAAAGUGAAAUUGAAGAGAAAAAAGGAUCUACUUUAAGGGGCACUGUGUAAAAUCCUGCCCCUAAACAAUAACACGACUUGUCUCCUCGUCUUCCCUCAUCGAACGAGACCGGAACAGUAUACGUCUAAGGUGCUUUAGGUUUGGAAGAAUAGUACUACGAGUGUCUACAGUGAGUAUAACAAGAUAACAAGUCAAGACAAACUGACAGGCCGAGAAGGUUUAAAUGGGGAAUAAUCUCAGGCACUUGUUUCAAUUUUGUAGAAAACUAUUAUUUUAAACAUUAACUUGAAAUAUUAACUGCCGAUGACUACUCAUAAUUUUUGCCUGUAAUUAUGCUAGUAGUAAAUUAAAAGUCUUAUGUAUUGUCAUUUAAUGUAAUGUACUUAAUAAAACAGGACAAAGCAUGGUCACGAGAUGGUGCUAUUGGUCAGACGAAGAUUCAAUUAGGCAAAGAUCCUGACCAAGAUUCCAUGCUGAUCGAAUUGUUGUCUGCUGUGCGUUAAAGUGAAUAUUAUUUUAUUUUCCUAUUGCUCAGUCCCACAGCUAUGUUUACAUUCUGAUAUUGAAUAAAUAUUACUUGAAUAAAAGGCUAUAGUAAAAA